Messenger RNA from Aphidius gifuensis, 796 nucleotides. RefSeq lists its product as uncharacterized. The coding region runs from base 105 to 749 and encodes 214 amino acids. The transcript has 4 exons. The record is from RefSeq and is a predicted model, not a curated record. NCBI's taxonomy places the organism in Eukaryota, Metazoa, Arthropoda, Insecta, Hymenoptera, Braconidae.
UUCAAUACUACAAAAUGUUGUAUUCAUUCUUCAGGACAAUGGCCAUUCACGGCCACAGUGUAUAAACCGACCGGAUAGACAGCCAUGGUCACGUAGCCGAGACGAUGCGCCAUUUGCCUCAACAAAAAUUCAUCGCAAGGACAAUUCAACUAUUGAACCAAUUGUGCAAUGACUCACAGGAGGAUGAAAUUAGUAGAGAUGCGUGCUAUGGAUGUUUCUUCAGGGCAAGCAACAAACCCUCUGGUUAUCCAAUGCUCUUAUCAAUGGUUGCCUGUGCUGAUCUCUAUCUCGACGAUUCCAAUUAUGGCCAUUGUAGUGCAUACUUGAAGAAUGCAACGAGUAAUGCAGAGUCAAAAUCAACACCAGCAAUAAUAUAUUGUACAUUUUUAGAAUGCAUUCGUCAAGUCAACAAAGAUUCACUGAUAAGAUCAUGCAUAGAGGAAGCGCAAGAAAUGGUACCAGAAAAUCCUGAUGAAAGUAUUUUUCAAGCACAAUUAUUUGUCAAUACAUCAGCAUGUAUAUUAGCUAAAACAAGAUGUUCAUCAUUAAAUCCAAUAACUGGAGCAGCACAAACAAAUAAUGACGAAAUUACAAAAAAAUUAUCAAUAGCAAAUUUUAAUGCAAUAUUAAUUAAUUCAAAUUAUGAUUUGAAUAUUGUACAAUUGCCCUAUGCACAGGGUGUCGUUGAUGAAUGUGCUAAAUAUCGUAAUAUUAAACAAGCCACAUGGCCAGGUGUCAGUUGUGUUUGAUUUAUAAUUUUAUUUCUUAUUUUUUUUUUAUAAUUAAUAAGCUAUUA